Molecule: messenger RNA, 483 nt
Organism: Cladocopium goreaui
Lineage: Eukaryota; Dinophyceae; Suessiales; Symbiodiniaceae
Source: the annotation of a GenBank genome assembly
GAUCAUCAUGUCUGCUGGCCUGGGCGAUGUCAUUGAGGAGUUUCUUCGUCAAGUGCUUCCCUUCCCCUUGCAGCAGAGCACACACGUUGUGUCCAACAGGAUGGUCUUCGAUGAAUCUGGCCGUUUGUCUGACUUUUCUGAGCCCUUGCUGCAUAUGUUCAACAAGACAGCUGCCUUUUUUCCAGAGGCGACGAAGAAGCUGGCAGAAGGAAAAGAGUUUUGCCUCCUCAUGGGUGAUGGUGUUGGUGACUGCACGAUGGCAGAUGGUUUAGAAAUUGAGACCCUGAAGGUUGGCUUCUUGAAUGAGAAAGUGGAGGAACGUUUGCCAGAGUUCCGGCGGAAAUUUGACAUAGUGGUUACCGAUGAUGGAGUAGUUCCGGAAGCCGCCUUUAGAGCCAUACAUUCAGCGUAGAAAAGGCCGUUUGCCGUCUGCAAUUGCAUCAAUUCGAGUUCAGUAAGGAUUGAGGGUAGACUGUAGACGGC